AUGUCCAAGCUUGUCGUUAUCACCGGUGCCACUGGUCUUCAGGGGGGCAGUGUUCUCAAGUCGCUGCAUGAGGCAGGAGGGUACAAGCUCCGCGCCAUCACGCGCAAUACUUUGAGCGAAAAGGCCAAGAGCCUGCAGAGCAAGUACCCAGACGUUGAGUGGGUUUCUGCCGAACUUGAUGACUACGCGUCGUUGGUUAAGGCGUUUCAGGGCGCGGACAUCGUGUUCGGUGUGACUUCGAUGUACAUUCCAAAGGAUAAAGACGAGAUCAAGGGAGGACACUCUGGCACCGAAUACAAACAGGGAAAGAACAUGGUUGACGCAGCAAUUGAGGCCAAGGUCGGCAGCUAUCCGGUGGCAAAGUACACUGGUGUGUUGCACUUUGAGGACAAGCACAAGGUUGAGGAGUAUCUGACGAGCAAGUCUGACAAGAUCAAACCGUUCUUCAUCUACCUCGGGUUCUAUAUGGAGAACUACGUCACCUUUUCGCGUAUCUCGCCCGAAGACAACAAGACCGUUGAAUUUACAAUGGCACUCAAGCCCACGACCAUGAUGCCGCUUCACCCAGAGGAGUGCAUCUGCCGCUCGCUCGAAGUCAGCGGUGGUUACUACGAGGCGCAACACAUGGCCAAGGUAUUUACUGAGGUUACUGGUAGGCCGUCGCGUUAUGUGGAAAUCCCUUAUGAGGCACUGGGCCCAGAGCAACUCGUCCAAAUGUUCAAGGGGUUCGACGACUUUGGCAUGUUUGGAGGCAGGACUGACUUUUUGAACCGUGACUAUCAAACCGAGAGAAAGUUCACAUCACCUGCCGACUUCUGGAAAACCCGCGGAUGGAGCGGCCCUGCUGCCUAGCCACUUUCUAAGUCUAGAUCACUCUAUUAUAUAAGGUCUCAUAGUACCUAAUAGCUGU
Linderina pennispora is the source of this 910-nucleotide messenger RNA. RefSeq names its product NAD(P)-binding protein. The transcript is spliced from 3 exons. The coding region runs from base 1 to 852 and encodes 283 amino acids. Lineage: Eukaryota; Fungi; Kickxellomycota; Kickxellomycetes; Kickxellales; Kickxellaceae. The record is from RefSeq and is a predicted model, not a curated record.